CGCCACAGUCUGGUGGUCUCCGGCUGGCGAGCGGGACUUGCUGAGCUCUUGCCAGAUGGAAAGGCGCAGAAGCUACGUGCUCAGCGGUCCUGCAAACGCCGUGCUUGCACGCUUCCCCUGGACUCCCAGAACGGUGCGACUCCCGGCCCUUAAUCGGUCCCUCUGGUGUCCCUCCAGGAUAGGUUAUAACUGAGUAGCCCUUAUGACCAACAUGAGCUGGAGCUUUCUCACCCGCCUGCUAGAAGAGAUUCACAAUCACUCCACCUUUGUGGGGAAGGUCUGGCUCACCGUGCUGAUCGUCUUCCGCAUCGUCUUGACAGCGGUUGGAGGGGAGUCCAUCUACUCCGAUGAGCAGAGUAAGUUCACCUGUAACACCAAGCAGCCCGGCUGCGACAACGUCUGUUACGAUGCCUUUGCACCGCUGUCGCACGUCAGGUUCUGGGUCUUCCAGAUCAUCAUGAUAUCCACCCCUUCGGUCAUGUACCUGGGCUAUGCCAUCCACAGGAUCGCCAGGUCCUCGGAAGAGGAGAAGAAGUUCAAGGGAUUCAAGAAGAAGAAACAAUUUGCUUUGAACUGGCAGGCAGUGCGCAACCUGGAGGACCCAACGGAGGCAGAUGAAGAGGAGCCCAUGAUCUCUGAUGAUGCAGCAGAAAACGAAAAAGCCAAAGCCAAGACCAAGAGCAAAGAACAGCAAAAGCAUGAUGGGAGGAGGCGCAUCCAGCAAGAAGGACUGAUGAAAAUCUAUGUCUUCCAGCUGCUUGCCAGAGCGUCAUUUGAAGUUUGCUUUUUGGUAGGGCAGUAUCUUCUCUACGGUUUUGAGGUUGAAGCUUAUUACGUCUGCAACAGAGUCCCUUGCCCUCACACUGUGGACUGCUUUGUGUCCAGGCCAACAGAGAAGACGAUCUUCCUCUUGGUGAUGUACGUUGUGAGCUGUCUGUGCUUAUUGCUCAACAUGUGUGAAAUGUUUCAUCUGGGGUUUGGGACUAUCCGAGACGCCAUUCGUAACCGAAAAAUCAACAGCUUUAGGCAGCCUCCCUACAACUACGCCUACCCAAAGAACAUCUCCUGUCCUCCUGAGUACAACUUGGUAGUGAAAUCAGAGAAGUCCACCAAGAUCCCCAACAGCCUGAUGGCCCAUGAGCAGAACUUGGCUAAUGUUGCUCAGGAGCAGCAGUGCACAAGUCCAGAUGAGAAUAUCCCGGCAGACUUGUCCACCCUUCACAAACACUUGAGAGUGGCCCAGGAGCAAUUAGACAUAGCGUUUCAGAGCUACAGCGGCACCCAGCCCAACACACAGCCCUCUCGAACGAGCAGUCCCGCCUCAGGCGGCACAGUGGUGGAGCAGAACAGGGCCAACACCGCCCAGGAGAAACAAGGUGCUAAACCCAAAGCCUGCUCGGAGAAAGGAAGCUCAAGCAGCAAAGAUGGAAAGACAUCUGUAUGGAUAUAGCUCGUUUAAAAGGAGAGAGGGCAGUGUAAGUGGGGUUUUUAUUUUGGUUUGUUUCUGUUUUCAGUAUUGUCUUGAGUUCAUUUCACAGGGCACAGGCGCAAUUUUCAUAUGGAAGCCAGCAGUGAAAAGGAGUUUCAGACCAAUUUCGUGCUGCCUUCCAGUGCAUUAACAAAAGACAUUUCCGUUCCAUUUCCAAACCGUUCUCCAGCUGGCAACCUCCAGCGAGCAAUAGCAAGGGGCAGAGCCCUUGCAUAUCCGACCCGUUUGGUUACUGCCGUGUCCCCUAACAGAGACUGGACAACGCGCUGUUAUGGGGAGAGGAGCUGUUGGUCACUCAGAAGAGAAGUCAUCCCUAUAGUGAGCAACUCCUCCUCUGCACUGUGAGGACAGAGUACUGUAGGUUAGGGAAUUUUUAAUUACUAAAUAUCCUUAAUCAAAAUUAAUUUCUGAUCCCUUGAUUUAAAGGGAAAACAACUGACACAUUGCAUGAACUUUCAUGACACACUUUCCUAAUUUCCUAUCUGAAUAUGUAGGUGCAUUAGCAGGCGUCACUGGAAACAAAUGCAACAGAGACUUGUGCUUUGAUCUGCGACCUGGCACUGCACGUCAGGUUAUGGGGGCAGAAAUGCAGUGACUGUAUCUAUGAAGGCAGAGCGCUACCGGUUUUAUUUUUUUCUUCCUCUGCAUUGAAACAAAAAGCAAAUACGAUCAAACACUCCAUAGCAGGAGUUAGCAGUGGAACUGCACUGUAACGGUUUCUGGGUAGCUCUUGCUGCAGAUGUGAUGGGGAUCAUUGCAGUUACAGCGUUUUUAACAAACUGCUACUUCACAUCAUCAGAAAGUGCCUUUUUGCAACCAGGAAAACAAAAUUGUAAAGGGUUUGGACAUCUUUACUUAGUAAAUUCUAUUAGAGAUUGGAGGAUCAGUGCUGAAAGAUUUGUUUUUCUGUUUAAUCAAACCCUUAUAAAUAGUGGCAGACCACAGGAUCUAUGCAUAGUGUGUAUACAGUGUGUGUCUGUGUGUACAUGUAAGUAUAUAUAUGGACACAUAUGAAUAUGUCUGUGUGAAUAUAUAUGUAUAAAUAUAAAUGUAAUAUCAAUCCACAGGAAAUUUACAGCCUUCCACCCUCACUGGGUAACCCCAGCUGAUCCAGAACGACGGCUGAUCUUCCUCCUGGAGCAGCCUUUGGGUACAGCCUCACCUGGGGAAUUUGCAGCUUUUCACAUACUUGCUUGAGGCUCCCAGCAGGUCAGUGGGGACAGGACUGAGGCUUGUAACGAGUUUUUCCCUAGUUUAUGGGAGAUUUUUUGAUUUUGUUUUGGAUUUGUGGGGGGGAGGGUUGCAGUUACAAGAGUUUGGAGGGCGUGUUAAAAAAAGCUGCCAAGCUCCAAGGCUCCUGCUAGUAUUGAGAAUAUACUUUGUCAGAGUGGUUUCACCCUGUGUCUCUCGUUCAGCUGUGGGCCUCUGGCUUUGUCACCAUCCAGUAAGACAGACCGGAAAGAAAACCUACUAUAUGGGUUUUUUGUUAGCCGGAGGAAGAGACCUCUGCUGUCGAAUGGGACAGGCUGAAAUCAGUUACUGCCCUGUGGUCUGCUGCUGUGAUCUCAGAGUGGGUCACAUCCUUCAGAGAGUGGAGAUCUCCCCGAGAUGCCGGUGGCUUGGCAGAUGCUCUCACAACCUCCCAGGAGCCAAAUGGUUGAUUCACCACCCUGGAGGACCUAAACAGGAAGAGCAUUUAAGAGUAAACUUAAUAUGAAAUGAGUAAAUCCCCACUGAAGGGCAGCACUGCCCAUAUGCUGAAAUGCACUCGCUGUUCGCUCAGGGCCCCGCCAGCCAGAUGAAGUGAGACACAGGUCCCCAUGCCAGUAUUUCUGAUCCGCUGGAUCCACGUAACUGCUUGCCGACCGUCUUCCUCAUGUCCUUGAGAACAGUCUCCAAAAGUCUCCAGGGUGCCUACGUAGUCAGGCCCUCAGGCCAAACUGAUACACCUGAAUAUGGCCUUCAGCACCUGCUAACACAGAUAAAUCCAUGCAAUGCCCUUAGCCAGAGGUGUUGGUAGUAAAAAAGUAGGUUUAAAAAUAAAUCAAAGAAACAUCCAGUGAGGCAUUUAUCUGCAAAUAUUCAAUAUGGUUUUGCUUAACUGUCUGUGAAAUACUUUGAGGCUUGGUCCUGGUCCCACUAAAGGCAUUGGUAAAAUGCCUGGAGCACAGUCUGCUCCUCGUUACUAAAGACCUUCCUCUUGAAAACGAUCCACUGAAUCCAGGAGGAGGGUCAGUGGAUCUCCCCAGCAGGAACGGUCAGUGGUAACACACAUCCAUCCCAUGGAAGGAUGGCCCAUAUGCCACAAAUUUUGAACUCCAGGCUCAUAAAGUUCACCCCACAGCAGUGAGGAGAGAAACAUAUCUGACUGCUCUGCAGGACUUUGCUGCUGCUCCUUGUCCCAUGGGACAGCUCUGUGUGGAAACCUGUCCUCCUCUGUGGCUCAGGCAAUGCAGGGGAGGCUAUUCGGUGGUGGUGGCGAUGGAGGCAAACGCACCCAAGUCCACUGCCCAGGGCUGGGGAGGAGAGCAGAGAUCCUGCUCAGUAGUUGUUUGCAUCCUAGUAAGGGCACCCAGGGCGCAAGCUUGUAGCGCAUGUCAAUGUGAACCCUGUUAGUUUUUUGCUGUCCCCACAGGAAAUAGCAUGUAUUUAAAGGCAUGAUCCCAAGGGAGGGAUGGACACUCUGACGAGAGUGAUGGUUGGUUGCUGCUGCUGGGGGUUUUCUUGAUUCCUUCAGGAUGACUACCAAUAUCACAGUACUGGCAAAACUUGUCCUUCCCAUGCAAUGCAGGCAGGCUCCGUGCUGGGUGGGAGCCCUGAUUUUGCAUUUCUCCUGCCCAUAAUAGCAAAACAUUCCUCAGCCUCAAGCGUGGCCUGAGCAUUUCCUGAUGACUCGGAUUGGUCCCUUGGUUCCCACUGACCUGCAGAUUCACCAGUGAGUCACCAAAUGUAGGGGCUGGCGUGCACCUCCCUUGCUAUUGCUUCUGGAAACUAUCCUGCCUCACUGUGGGGAAAGGGGGAGCAGAUUUUAAGCUAGAAACCCCAGAGCUUGACCACAGAGCAUCCCUAAUGGCUAACGUGAACGUCCCUUGCUGCAAAUCCUGAAUUUGGCCCUCAAUAGACAUGGAGAAGAGCUUAUUUCCUUUGUAUCCGAAGAAACCUUUGGGUGUUUGAAGACUAUUUUCAUAUUAUUUGAGUCUGCUUUAAGCUGAACAUCUCCCGUCCCUUCAACAUUUCUCCAAGGGCCCUGUUUUCAGGGUGCAUUUCAUCGCUGUCUUUGAACCAACAGCAGCCAGGCCAUGCCUUCGUAGCAGUGCAGGGUGCUGGUGACAGUGCUGCAGCAGAGCUAGCCCCGGCAUCACCUUCCCACCCUGCUCCCCUUCAUGUACCCAUCCGCCUCUUCCAAAGAGCCUACUCCUCCCUGACACCUCUGUUUCUGCAGGCCUGCGGCCUGCCCCCUCUGCAGAUGUGCGUGGGUAUGGCUGGCAUCUUCCUGCCCUUGCUCUGCACUUGCCCCCCCACCUGCCUUUUUUUGCUUUUACACCGCUCAUCCAGUCUGCCAAGAGGAUUUUGAACAACCAGCCAAUCAUGCAGCAAAUUCGCAGCCUCUUUCUGGCGAGUGUCACCAUUACAUUUAAUACGCGCACACAGUUUUCCAUAGUGGCAGUCAGUAAUUGCAAUAUUGAUGAGUGCUAGAGCCAGGACAGACACUUGUGCAAUCAAUACAGUCUCCUCGUCCAGCAGGGAGACAGGACAACCGCUCUCCGAGCCGUUCUUCCAGUCAGUUCUGCUCAUCUGUCGAGAUCGAAACAAGUUUGGUGUAUAAAACGCUUUGCACUGGGGUUGGCUCAGGUCUGUCUCGAUUUCUCCCCUGUGCAAAGGGGCUGAUCUUGCUUUCCCAUUUCUUCCAAGCGCUUAGAAAAACUUGGCAGAACCUCUUGGGAGUCCAGCAGCCUGGUCUGGGCUGCCCUGGGGGAUGCACGGUCACCUGCCCUGUCUCGGUGAGCCUGGCACGCUCCUCUGACACUGGGGAGAAGUGACCCUUGUUCUUCCACAUCCCACCCAAGCAGUCCACAGGAGCCAGCCCAAGGCAGACAGCCGUAAAAAUAUAUUCCCCUGUUCCUCCUCCACUUCUUGGCCUCCAAAGCCUUUAGGAUAUUUUGUUCUUCCACACCACCACAUCAGCUGAUGACUGUGCUUUAAUGCCUCUGCAGGAAUGACUCCACUCAGGGCAAUAAGAGAGGUCGCAUCUUUAUUGUAUCUGUUUGGGAAGGAAAAGGAGAGGGAGGCAAAAUAAACACAGCCACAAGCACCAAAAACCCCAUCACAAACAUCCUGAAUGAAGCUGGCUGCUCAAGGAAUUUCAAUUAAAUGGCGGGCAGCAUCAGCCAGGGAAGAAAUGCUAGCAGUAUGAUUAAUGCUUUGCUUCUUUUACAGGUUAGUAAUCCUGUUCACUGCCGAGACGAGUUUAGCUUUGCAGCUGAGCUAAUUGUAAAUGUUGACUCUUUCACUAAACUUUGCUGGAUAAAGUGCCCACCCUGACACUUCUAUUAUUACCAUUCAGGGCCAGGAAUGUCCCCAGUAAAAGCGAGAUUACCUUGUUGCUUGCAUUGCAUUCCUCUGGGAAAUACUUGAACUUAACACAAGGCCAUAACCAGUCUGUGCUGUUAUGAAGUUUCUGGGACUGUUUUUAUUUUGUUUAUUUGUUCAUUUUUUAUGUACUAACUGUAUUUGUACUAGAAAAUUGUGGCGUAUGAGACUGAAUCUGUAAGUAUUCUUCAGUGUAAAUGUUACAUCUGGACUGUAGUUAGAAUAUUGGUCAAAAGACAUUGGUCAAAAGACAAAGAUACAUCAACCCACCUCUUUGACUGGCUCUU
Molecule: messenger RNA, 6366 nt
Organism: Struthio camelus australis
Lineage: Eukaryota; Metazoa; Chordata; Aves; Struthioniformes; Struthionidae
Gene: GJC2
Product: gap junction protein gamma 2
Biological process (GO): cell-cell signaling
Cellular component (GO): connexin complex
Molecular function (GO): gap junction channel activity
Source: RefSeq, a predicted model, not a curated record